This is a messenger RNA of Sphenostylis stenocarpa, 696 nucleotides long. Lineage: Eukaryota; Viridiplantae; Streptophyta; Magnoliopsida; Fabales; Fabaceae. The record is from the annotation of a GenBank genome assembly.
AUGACGAGUGGUUUUGGGGAAUCAACGAGAGCGUCUGCUCCGAGCCCAUCAUGCUCGGGGAACAGUUCAAACGAUGCUGGUGAUUUCGAAUGCAACAUAUGCUUCGAUUUGGCGCAAGAUCCUGUGAUCACACUCUGUGGUCACCUAUUCUGUUGGCCAUGCCUUUAUAGGUGGCUCCAUCAUCACUCCCAUUCUCAAGAGUGCCCUGUUUGCAAGGCCCUUGUGCAGGAGGAGAAAUUGGUGCCUCUUUAUGGAAGGGGCAAAACACAGGCUGAUCCCAGGACCAAAUCAUAUCCUGGAAUGGAGAUCCCCCACCGUCCUUCUGGGCAGAGGCCACAAACUGCGCCGCCCCCGCCUCAUCCUGAGGGCAACCCUUUUGGGAGUUAUGGGUUUGGACUCAUGGGAGGGUUCAUUCCCAUGGCAACUGCCAGAUUUGGGAACUUCACGCUUUCCACCGCCUUCGCUGGGUUUAUCCCGUCACUACUCAACAUUCAUUUCCAUGGCUUUCAGGAUGCCACUGUCUAUGGGACAACUUCUGGCUAUCCCUUUGGGUUUAAUAGCUUUCACGGAGGGGGCAUGCGGGGGUAUUCGCAGGCAACUGGCGGCCAAGUGCAGCGGCAGGAGGAUAAUGUUUUGAAGAAUCUGCUUAUGUUGAUUGGAUUUCUUGUCGUUCUUACUGUUAUUUUUGUGUGGUAA